This is a messenger RNA of Balaenoptera acutorostrata (minke whale), 1124 nucleotides long. RefSeq names its product zinc finger HIT-type containing 1 (gene ZNHIT1). Gene Ontology annotation, biological process: chromatin remodeling. The transcript is spliced from 5 exons. NCBI's taxonomy places the organism in Eukaryota, Metazoa, Chordata, Mammalia, Artiodactyla, Balaenopteridae. The record is from RefSeq and is a predicted model, not a curated record. The coding region runs from base 441 to 905 and encodes 154 amino acids. Gene Ontology annotation, molecular function: nucleosome binding. Gene Ontology annotation, cellular component: Swr1 complex.
GGUCUGGGGGUUGAGGUUUUGGCAGAGGGUCACCGGGGACCUCUGGGAUUGCCCACUCAAGCCAAGUUCUUUGGUACUCCGGACCAUCAUCUUCACCGCCCAGGGGAGAAGCUCCAGGGGAUGCCUUUGUGAUGAUUGUAUCUUCAGACGGACCAAAGGAAAAUGACGUUUCUUGAACGAUCACUGGCAACACCUCUUUAAAAUGACCCAUUUCGAGGGUCCCGCAAAAUACACAACUACACCGAGGUCGGAAGUAGUUUUGCCCGUAUAAAAUAUGGCGGAAAGCUUUCUGGUCUCUAAGGGAACAUUACGCAGUAAAAGCGGUGGAUUACACUGCGCACGCGUAGAGGCACGCGCCACAGGAAGUCGUCAUGCCCCUACCACAGCGCGUGAUUUAGAACGCGUGCGCAGUAGGCUCAUCUGGCGGCUGUGUUGUGAAAAUGGUGGAGAAGAAAACUUCCGUUCGCUCCCAGGACCCUGGACAGCGGCGGGUGCUGGACCGGGCGGCCCGGCAACGCCGCAUCAACAGGCAGCUCGAGGCCUUGGAGAAUGACAACUUCCAGGACGACCCCCACGCGGGGCUCCCCCAGCUCGGCAAGCGGCUGCCUCAGUUUGACGACGAUGCGGACACUGGAAAGAAAAAGAAGAAAACUCGAGGUGAUCAUUUUAAACUUCGCUUCCGAAAAAACUUUCAGGCCUUGCUGGAGGAGCAGAACCUGAGUGUGGCUGAGGGCCCCAACUACCUGACGGCCUGCGCAGGACCCCCAUCCCGGCCCCAGCGCCCCUUCUGUGCUGUCUGUGGCUUCCCCUCCCCCUACACCUGUGUCAGCUGCGGCGCCCGGUACUGUACUGUGCGCUGCCUGGGCACCCACCAGGAGACCAGGUGCCUGAAGUGGACUGUAUGACCCUAGGCGUCCCCAGAGAGGAAGGCCUUCCGUGCAUCACCUGGCCUCGGAGAGGGCAUCACCGAAAGGAAAGGCGCUCCCCCUGGACCAAGAGAGGAGCCCAACAAAGCUCGUGUCCUGUCCUCCAGGGAAGACCAGUCUUACUCCCAGGGACUGUGGCAGGGCAGUGGGCUGAGCCCUCAGCGUGCUGUUGUAAUAAAAGGUCUCAUGCGAGGAGGA